Lentinula edodes (shiitake mushroom) is the source of this 1491-nucleotide messenger RNA. RefSeq lists its product as uncharacterized. Gene Ontology annotation, cellular component: nucleus. Gene Ontology annotation, molecular function: protein dimerization activity; DNA-binding transcription factor activity. Lineage: Eukaryota; Fungi; Basidiomycota; Agaricomycetes; Agaricales; Omphalotaceae. Bases 305 to 1243 code for a protein of 312 amino acids. The record is from RefSeq and is a predicted model, not a curated record. The transcript is spliced from 5 exons.
GCCUGAAAUUCAUGUGACGGACCCCCCCAAAGUCACUGGAUCCCCCAUACCUCAAGUUGUGCAACGCGCCGGAAAUACAUCUGCUCCUCCUCGUACUUUCGCCAUUUAGUCAUCUAUCCCCGCUCUAUUACUGCUCGGUCUUUUUAAGUACCUCACAGGGCUACUAGACUUCGAAUCUAGCCUUGCGAAAUAAUCGUCUACUUUCUCUCAACGAUAGACGGAGACUUUAGUGACUGCUGGACCAGACAGCGGGCUCACUCGUUACUAGGAUCUUCGAGAGUCGAUUCUCCAUACUUUUCCGACAAUGGCUCCAACCACAACAGAAUCCCCCAUGUCCCAUCAACAACCCGCUGGCUCACCUGCUCAGGCUCCCUCGAGCUCACCUGCCAGUCUUCCUCUCGACCUUUCGACUGUUCAAUUCCCUCAACUAGACAGAAACCAAAUCAUGCAACUUCUGACCCAGAUACCUGGAGUCUUCAGUAAGCCUACAGGAGAAGGCACUGAAGACGCCGCCAAGACACUUUCCAAUCUAUCUCAACAAGUUGCUUUCGUUAACGCAAGUAACGCCGCCGCUCAGCAUGCUGCAGUUGCUGCUGCUGGUGCCCUUCCGCAUGGUAUUCCCCAGUCAACACCGUUUCCUGGAAUGCCAGAACCGGGACCCUCUUCACAUCCCCGGGGACCUCCGAAUCUUGGUCAGAUCAGCGGAAUGUCGGGCGCUCCUGAACAAUCUCAGGACGAAGAAGACGGUGACGGUGGUGAUCAAUCCCCUGAACCACCCAAUGUUAAUGCACCGUCAGGAGGUAGACGAGGUACAAGGGGUGGUGCAGCUAUGGGUAGUGAGGAAUGGAGCAGACAACGGAAAGAUAAUCAUAAAGAAGUCGAACGCCGUCGUCGAGGGAAUAUCAACGAAGGAAUCAACGAGCUAGGUCGUAUCGUCCCCAACGGCUCUGGUGAAAAAUCUAAAGGGGCUAUCCUGUCUCGCGCUGUGCAAUACAUACAUCAUCUGAAAGAGAACGAGGCCCGGAAUAUCGAAAAGUGGACACUGGAGAAGCUGCUUAUGGAUCAAGCAAUGGGUGAUCUUCAGGCUCAGCUUGAGGAGAUGAGAAGAUUAUGGGAGGAAGAACGUGGUCUUCGGCAGCGGGCCGAGUCGGAGUUGGAUGUCCUACGAGGUGCGAAGACGGGCACGAAGAGAGCGAAUGAGGAUGACAAUGAGGACGAGGCAAAGAGGCAGAGGACGGAGUAGGAUUAAACUGAUUUCGUCUCGCUCUCACUAUCCCUUUCUACAUGCAUGUUAUUCUCUCUGAAUUCCUUUUGAAGUUCUUGCUGUCUUUUUAAAUUUUGUGCUUCUGUUUAAAUACCAUGAUCAGUAUCGUUGUAUUAUAUAGUUGUCGAUGUUGAAUUUUCCAUUUUCUCCUUGUGCCUUGCUCUAAUUCUACCUCUUCCGCCACUGUUUCCCUAUAUAUAUGGUUGGCAAUCUCUAAGUUCAGUGUC